Helianthus annuus (common sunflower) is the source of this 1956-nucleotide messenger RNA. RefSeq names its product YTH domain-containing protein ECT1. The record is from RefSeq and is a predicted model, not a curated record. The transcript is spliced from 6 exons. Gene Ontology annotation, biological process: mRNA destabilization. Gene Ontology annotation, cellular component: cytoplasm. Gene Ontology annotation, molecular function: mRNA binding. The coding region runs from base 257 to 1705 and encodes 482 amino acids. NCBI's taxonomy places the organism in Eukaryota, Viridiplantae, Streptophyta, Magnoliopsida, Asterales, Asteraceae.
GACUUCAGACACACAUAUAUACAUACAUACACCGAUGUAUACGUAAAAAAUUCGUUCAACCCAAAAACCCUUUUCUAAAUUAUCUUUUCUCAACUUAAUCUCAAUAGUUUAUUCACUAGUGAUGAUCAUGAUCUGGGUUUGAGAUUUGGGUUCAGAUUUCAGCUCAAAGCUUCAAUCUUUACAAACUUUUUUAGGGUUUUCAAGAAUAUUAAAAGUUUUUGAUUUGAUUCGAUUUAGUUUGAACAAAUUGGGGGAAAUGGAAGAAUCACGUCAACUGGGUCAAGAUCGAAGUUCUUCUGCUUCGAAUUCAACUCUUGAUUCACAUGGUGCUGAAUCAUCGAAAGAUGAAAUUGUUUCCAACCAGUCAGAAGCCCAGAAUGCAAGUCGAUCUCAGACCCCUGUAAAUUCAUCAAACGCUAACGCUGCCUCGGAACAAACCUACUUCUAUGGAGGUUAUGGUGAUGGCUCGGUUAACUGGGGAGACCAUUCUAAUUAUGUACAUGCUAACAACAUGCAAAUUGUAUCUCCAAUCUACAACGAAAAUUCUUCACUCUUGUUUCAUCCUGUAUACGGGUUCGACCCGCAGGUGGCAUACAGCCCGUUUUCACCGAUAAUGAUAGACGGUCAACUUUAUUCACCGCAGCAAGUCCCGGUGUCUCCGUCUUACUACUCGCAGCCCAUUUCCCCAACCGGGUUUGCCACGUCAGCAGGCAGCGGUCAAGAGGGUCUUGGUGAGAAUGUGUUUUGGGGCUACGUGCACUAUCCUAUGAGUAAUGGUAUUGGAUUUUAUAACGGUUCUGGUGAAUCUGUGUCGAAUCAAUCCACACCAGUUGGCAUACUUGGCCCGUAUGAGCAUAGUUUUGGACAGCAGACGCCAUACCACAUGUAUGACGCUAGCCGGUUGAACCAUCAUGGGCUUGACAAAGAAGUCAAACAUAGGGACCGGGACUCUGUCAACUUAACCAAUGACUCACACGUUGCAGCUGAUAAGAACCGUGGACCAAGGGCAUCAAAACCGAAAGGAAGUAGUUCAGCUGACCAUACAUCUAAUCAUAUCGACCUUUACAACCGCGCAGAUUUCGUUACGACCUAUGAAAAAGCCAAGUUUUUUGUAAUAAAAUCUUUUAGUGAAGAUAACGUCCAUAGAAGUAUCAAAUAUGGUGUGUGGGCCAGCACUCCACUUGGAAACCGAAAACUCGAUGCUGCUUAUAAAGAAGCGAAAAAAGAUGGAGAUGCAUGCCCGGUUUUUCUCUUCUUUUCGGUAAACGCAAGUGGACAGUUCUGUGGUGUUGCUGAAAUGAUUGGGCCCGUUGAUUUUGAAAAUGAUGCGGAUCACUGGCAGUUAGAUAGGUGGAGUGGCCAAUUUCGUGUGCAGUGGCACAUCAUUAAAGACGUUCCCAACAGUCGGUUUCGUCAUUUACUUCUUGAAAAUAACGAACACAAGCCCGUAACUCAUAGCCGAGACUCACAAGAGGUGCCGCAUGAAGAAGGCAUUGCAAUGUUGAAAAUCUUUAAGGAACAUGAUUCGGGUACAUCAAUAUUGGAUGAUUUUUGUUUUUACGAUGACCGCGAGAAAUCUUUUCAAGAUAACAAAGCCAAAGAACGUGUUUCAUCAACAAAAAACAGUGUUGAUGAUGCUUCGAUAAACCAGCUUUCGGAUAGAGUUGCUGAUUCACUCCGGUUGGAAACAAACAAGGAGGUGUAAUGAACCGGUUACUAAACCGGCUUUUUGAACUCCUGACGAGUUUUUAGUUUUUUGGUGCGGCCGUUUAGUUUUCACCCCUUUUUUUUUAUUUCUAGCGGUAGGUGGCGGUGAUUACAGGCGGUUUGAGGGAUGUUGAUUCCAUUGUUAUUGGAAUAGUUUGAUGACAGGGUGGUUGUUGAGUUGCCACCCAAACAAGUGUACAAUGAUUAAUCAUAGUAAUUGACAAAAUGGUAACAUCAGUUUUCUUGUUU